Molecule: messenger RNA, 1365 nt
Organism: Cavenderia fasciculata
Lineage: Eukaryota; Evosea; Eumycetozoa; Acytosteliales; Cavenderiaceae
Exons: 6
Coding region: 1-1365 (454 amino acids)
Source: RefSeq, a predicted model, not a curated record
AUGUUUAUUGGAUUAAUAUUAGCAGCUUUCUAUUCGAUUUUGAUCACAAUACUCAGUGGUAUCACUUUACAUCUCUCAUAUAAAUGUGUAUUUAACUUAUCUGUCUUUUUGAGAGAUUAUGGACCUCAACUUCCAGGAUAUGUUUAUUGGUCAGACUUUCUAGAUAUGAUUCCUCCACCAAAUAAGUUUGUUGGUUUCAAUCUGACACAUACUCUUUUAUUUGCUUUGAUCAUUUGUUUACUUGCUGCCACUAUGAAGUUGGCUCCUUCAAACUCUUCAUCCUCUUCUUCCUCUUCGACUUCUGCCAAUAAACAAAAGGUAGUAUUAUCUUUUGGUAUACAGUCAUUCAUUAUGUUCUUUCAAAGAUUCUGUACAACUUUAAAUACCAAAGUCCUUUCUUUGUGUUUGAUGAAAUCAUCGAUUUGUACAGUGUUGCAGAGAUUAUUAAUACUCUCUUUCUCUCUGUCUGUCAAUUUUGAAAAGAAAUUAGCCAAAACGGUAAGAGAAGUCAUUGAUUAUAGUAGUAGUGCUGCUGGUACUCUUGAUGACAUUGUUGUUGAAAGUUCACCAUCAACAUCAUUAUUACAACCCGAUGAAACGAUAGAGUCAACAAAAAAUACACCUACUCUUGAUACAUCAUCAUCAGCUGAAACAACAAUGCCAUCACAAUUCCCAAAAGAGAUUGUCAAUUCCUUGAUAAAAGAGCUUAAAAAAGACAACCGUUCUGGCCAACAUGUAGCCAACACUUUACAAUUCCAGUGGUUCAAUGGAUUUGGUAGCUCUACCACAAGAAUAUCGGUACUCCACUCUAGUCUUUCUGAAUUUCUUGCCGUCGUUACCUUUCCACUUGAUCACUCACAACUCUUUGUGCCACCACAACCAGUUGAAUCCUAUCUCUAUGUUGUCGGUGGUGAAUGUUGGACAUGUAUAGACAACACCAACAACAGUAUACUCAGACAGAGUAAAGAUCAUAUCUAUACUCCAACAAUGAAUAGUUUGGCCUUGUCCACUCAGAGAAAUUGUACGAUGCUCCUUUACAGUAGAGGUUUACUUUUCUUUGUUUUACCAAAAAUCAUUCUAAAUUCGGGUUUAGAUUUUGUUCAAUCAAUCAAGUUCCUAUAUACAAUUACCAAAUUAUCGAUUUUAGAAUUUAUAAACUCAAAUAUUGAGCCAUUCUAUUUCCAUUUUGUUAGAAUUACUUCAACCUCGGGACCUGAUAUUUGGAAUGCAAGAGUAGAGUCACCAUCUUCCACACUCGUCUAUGAUGGAAAGACCUAUCCGAUGCCUCGUUCUGGUGAAUCAUUCACCAAUACUAGAGGCGUUGGUCAAUUCCCCAGUGAGCAAGUAAAUGUACCCCAUGUCUAA